AUGGCUGAUUGUCCACAUACUAUUGGUGUAGAAUUUUUUACAAGAAUAAUUGAGGUAUCUGGAGAAAAAAUUAAAUUACAAUUAUGGGAUACAGCAGGUCAAGAAAGAUUUAGAGCUGUAACUAGAUCAUAUUAUAGAGGAGCUGCCGGAGCUAUUUUGGUAUAUGAUGUUACUCGACGUGGGACAUUCAAUAAUAUAUCUACUUGGUUACAAGAUGCUAGAAAAUUAACAGGUGCAAGUACAGUACUUUUUUUAAUAGGUAAUAAAAGUGACUUAGAGGAACAAAGAGAAGUGACCUUUGAUGAAGGAAAACAAUUUUCUGAAGAAAAUGGAUUGGCAUUUUUAGAAUGCUCAGCAAAAACAGGCAGUAACGUGGAAGAAAUAUUUGUAACAAGUACAAACAAAAUAUUUCAAAAUAUUCAAGAUGGAAGUUUUGAUUUAAGUCAACCUAAUUCUGGUGUUCAAUCAAGACGGACUAAUUCAAGACCAACACCUUCAGGUGCUAGAAGUGAAGGAAACGGUUGUAAUUGUUUAUAG
This is a messenger RNA of Strongyloides ratti, 537 nucleotides long. Its product is annotated as Ras-related protein Rab-14. The record is from RefSeq and is a predicted model, not a curated record. Bases 1 to 537 code for a protein of 178 amino acids. The transcript has a single exon. Gene Ontology annotation, molecular function: GTPase activity; GTP binding. Lineage: Eukaryota; Metazoa; Nematoda; Chromadorea; Rhabditida; Strongyloididae. Gene Ontology annotation, cellular component: Golgi apparatus.